GACAACAACAGGGACACACUCGGGAGCUCCAGUCUUCUCCGCCGUGCAAAUGGAUGUUUUCUGAGAGGCGGACACAGCACAGCCCCGCGGUAUCACCUCCACGUUUCAGCCCCAUGAAGGAGCUCCGUCCCGGCUGAGUUUGGGAGAUGGGGGUACUCAACAUCGCAGACCAGCCUCCUCUGGUCCAGGCCAUCUUCAACCGCAACGCUGAAGAAGUCCAACACUUAUUGCACAAGGAGGAUGUCAAUGCACUGGACCAUGAGCGCCGUACGCCGCUUCAUGCUGCUGCCUGCAUGGGGGACGUGCACAUCAUGGACCUGCUCCUUGAGUCGGGUGCCAAUGUGAACGCUAAAGACCACAUAUGGUUGACCCCUUUGCACAGGGCCGCCGCCUGCAGGAAUGAAAGGGCCGUGGGUCUGCUGCUGAGGCGCGGCGCCGAGGCCAACGCCCGCGACAAGUUCUGGCAGACGGCGCUCCAUGUGGCCGCCGCCAACCGGGCCACCCGCUGCGCCGAGGCCCUGCUGAGCCAGCUGAGCAACCUGAACAUGGGGGACCGCACCGGGCGCACCGCCCUGCACCACGCCACUCAGAGCGGCUUCCAGGAGAUGGUGAAGCUGCUGCUGAACAAAGGCGCCAACCUGAGUGCCAUCGAUAAGAAGGAGAGACAGCCGGUCCAUGCCGCCGCCUACUUGGGUCAUGCGGAGGUUGUGAAGCUGCUGGUGUCGCGCGGCGCAGACCGGAGCUGUAAGGACAAGCAGGGCUACACGCCUCUCCACGCCGCUGCCGCCAGCGGCCACAUCGAAAUCGUGAAGUACCUGCUGAGGAUGGGGGCGGAGAUUGACGAGCCCAACGGUUUCGGGAACACGGCGCUCCACGUGUCGUGCUACAUGGGGCAAGAGGCGGUGGCCACCGAGCUGGUCAACCACGGAGCCAACGUCAACCAGCCCAACAAGUGCGGCUACACGCCGCUGCACCUGGCCGCCGUCUCCACCAACGGCGCCCUCUGUCUGGAGUUGCUGGUCAACAACGGGGCAGACGUCAACCAGCAGAGCAAAGAAGGGAAGAGCCCUCUGCACAUGGCAGCCAUUCAUGGACGCUUCACACGCUCGCAGAUCCUCAUCCAGAACGGUGGCGAGAUCGACAGUGUGGAUCGAUAUGGCAAUACUCCUCUCCAUGUCGCUGCUAAGUACGGCCAUGAACUGCUCAUCAGCACUUUGAUGACCAACGGCGCCGACACGGCCAGACGCGGGCUCCACGGAAUGUUCCCCUUGCACCUCGCUGUGCUCUACGGGUUUUCAGACUGUUGUCGCAAGUUACUCUCCUCAGGUCAGCUGUACAGCAUCGUCUCCUCCAUGAGCAAGGAGCACGUGCUGUCGGCAGGGUUCGACAUCAACACCCCGGACAACUUUGGGAGGACCUGUCUGCACGCUGCUGCCUCCGGAGGAAAUGUUGAAUGUCUGAACUUGCUCCUAAGCAGCGGUACGGACCUGAACAGGAGGGACCUAAUGGGAAGAACCCCAUUGCACUACGCGGCUGCUAACGGAAGGUACCAGUGCACUGUGACGCUGGUGAGCGCCGGCGCCGAGAUCAACGAGCCCGACCAGACGGGCUGCACCCCCCUGCACUACUGUGCAGCUUCACAAGCCUUCGGCAGAAUCGAUGGACACUUUCCUGGGAGUCAUCAACACGAUGAAGAGGAUGUGAAAGAGUCCUACUUCUGUCUGGAGCAUCUUCUUGACAAUGGCGCAGACCCCUCCAUGGUCAACGCCAAGGGUUUCAGCGCUGUUCACUAUGCAGCUUAUUAUGGCAACACACAGAACUUGGAGCUGCUGCUGGAGAUGUCCUUCAAUGCACUAGGAGACAUAGAGAGCAGUAUUCCCAUCAGUCCUCUGCAUCUCGCUGCCGAGCGGGGUCACUGGCAGGCGCUGCGCGUGCUGACAGAAACCGCCGCCUACGUGGAUAUGCAAGAUGCCGCCGGGCGCUCUGUGCUGUACGUGGCCGCCCAGAAGGGCCACGCCCGCUGUGUAGAGGUGCUCCUCUCCCAGGGGGCCUCGUGUCUCAUCAACGACAACAGCUUCAUCUGGACCCCAAUUCAUGUUGCAGCUGCUCACGGUCACUCCGAGUGCCUGCGCAAGAUGAUCGAAUGCGGCGAGGAGGGCGACCUCGCCAACGUCGUGGACAAGUUCGGCCAGACCCCGCUGAUGCUCGCCGUUCUCGGGGGCCACACGGACUGUGUCUGCUUCCUGUUGGCGAAGGAGGCCUUGCCCGACGCCAAGGACAAGAGGGGCAGCACGGCGUUGCACAGAGGGGCGGUGUUGGGCUACGACGACUGCGUGACGGCCCUGCUGGAGCACAAAGCGUCCGCGCUGUGUCGCGACAUCCUGGGUCGGGCGCCGCUGCACUACGCCGCCUCCAGGGGGCACGCCAAGGUUCUGAUCAGUCUGUUGCAGGCCGCCGCGGCGACGGAGCCACAAGACAAACUGCUGGACAACAAACAAUUCACCCCGCUACACUGGGCUGCUUACAAAGGGCAUGAAGACUGUUUGGAGGUUUUACUUGAAUUUAAAACAUUUAUUCACGAAGAGGGAAACCCUUUCACCCCCCUGCACUGUGCUCUGAUGAAUGGCCACAGCGGUGCUGCCGAGCGGCUUCUUGAAUGUGCCGAACUCCACAUGAUGAACACCAGAGAUGCCAAAGGAAGGACCCCGCUGCAUGCUGCUGCGUUUGCCGAGGACGUCGCGGGGCUCCAGCUGGUGCUUCGCCACGGGCCGGAGAUCAAUGCGGUGGACAACAGCGGCCGGUCGGCUCUUAUGGUGGCUGCCGAUAAGGGGCACAGCGGCACCGUGGCCAUCCUCCUUCACCGGGCGAAAGCUGACCUCACACUGCUGGAUGAGAAUAAGAACACUGCCCUGCACCUGGCCUGCAACAAGGCUCAUGAGAUGUGCGCUCUGCUGAUUCUGGGAGAGAUCCACAGUCCCACCCUCGUUAACACGACCAACAGUGCUCUGCAAAUGCCCCUCCAUCUUGCAGCUCGUAACGGCCUGGCCACAGUGGUGCAGGCGCUGCUGAGCAGAGGAGCUACUGUGCUGGCUGUGGACGAGGAAGGCCACACCCCAGCUCUGGCCUGCGCCCCCAACAAGGACGUGGCCGACUGCCUGGCUCUGAUCCUCUCCACCAUGAAGCCUUUCCCCCAACUGGACCCUUCCUCCUGCUCCUGCUCACCCCCCGGCGUCUCCCCCUCGCCGGGCCUCAACCUGCUCAAGCACUGCGGCAUCACGGCCACCUGCGCCCCGCUGCCCAGCAACGGCCUCCACAACGGCUACGUCAAGGACCGCCACGGCGCUCCCGUCGCCCUGGACGGCUGCCUGUCCGAGUGAGGACGCCAUCUACCACCGAGGGGCGUCUCCCUUUAACGUGGCCCGGAGGACCAGGAGAGCACCCGCCCACAUAUCUAUUCUGUGUAUGUAUGUAAGUGUGUGUGUGUGUGGGAGCGCGUUUGGUCUUCUCUUGAGGUGCAGUCAAACCUAAUAUGCAAUUAGACCCCCAUUCCUCCAUCCCAGAGUAGUCCUUAGAGGCCGGUUGCUCUACAAGGCCACGCCGCUCAAGUGUGACGACCAAACGAAACACGUCAUUGGAACCCUUUAAAACAUAAAGACGUCAUAUCGCUUUGCUGACCUUGUAGAGGAACCCGCGGCCUUCCCAAAAAAGACCGAUCAAAGAGUUUACUUUUUUUUUUUUUUUUUUUUUUUUAGUAUUUUACUUGUACGUUAGCCUAUUUUUUGUUUUGUUUUAUGAAGGAACCACACAAGGGAAAAUUAGCUGAAGAGUGCAAUGAUUAUGUACUACAGUACAAUCCCAAAAGGGUUACAAAGAUUCCCCGGCGUACUUUUUAAAAAACGUACGUACUCGAUAUACGUACUCGACAUUUAGUCUCGAGGCGUCGGAAGAGAUUUAGGCGAGGCCGCCGAGCGCGUGGGAAAGCGCGCCUCCUCGCGAGGGAGCGCCACGUCGGCUGACGUCCAAAAGGCGCUACGUGUUUGUUACGCUCGAAUGUUUCUAAGCAUAUGUUAUGACCAAAGUUGAUCAACACUACUAUGGCUAUAAAAUUAUUUAUUUGAGAUGAACUGUACUGUACAGAGAAAGACAAUAGAUCUCGAUAUACCUCGUCAACUCGUUUCGCAGCUGCUUCAUCUUCGCCCAGGGUCCGCAGGCCUGACGUUCUCUCCUUUUUGUAAGUCGGGAGAACGCCUUAGGAUAAUAGUGAAGUGAGCGAGGCCUUUGUUUCCUAGAUGAAGGCUUUCCAAGUAAUAUCUGCCAACAACACCUCAUCAGAGCGUCAUAUAUCUGAGCACAUAAACGAACAAGCCAUUUCAAUCGCAUCUCUCGAACAGUGUUUGUGCAAAGAUUUCACAAGCAGCGCUGCCUCGGCGCUCAUUUAGGCCUCUUUUCUUUGUCGUCGUGUCCGUCAUUGUUGAAGGAUGACUUCUUGAACUCGUCUUAAUAGCUUCUAUCUUCUCGGUAAUCGUGUUGUCUGCCUAUUCGUUUUCCUCCAUUGUUACUAUUAUUUGGCGGUUUCCAAGCAAUAUUGUUUUGGUUUUUUGGCCUUUUUUGUUUUUAAUUGAAUAGACAAUCACUGUCACAAGGGCUUUUGUUUCCCUGGAAUGUGUUUUGAUUUCUUCUUUUCGUCUUUACCGUCAGUGAAAGAUGACCUAAAGACCGAAGACGAAUGGCUCCGUGUGUUCUGGGCAUUUUUAAACCGUCGGUGUCAACACAAAUGCACUGGAUUGCCUUUGACGGCGUCUCAUCAAAUGCCUUUUUCGACCCAUGCCUUCCGUCAUUUCAGUUCAAAAGUAUUACGACAGCAUGCCACGCUCGGGAAUAUAUAUCCCAGAAUUCCCCACCAGGCGUCGACGGGAGAGUAAGCUUUCGGCCGACGUGUCGUCGCGUUGGAUUAAAUACGCUUAUUUAUCGCCAUUAAUCGCUAGCUUUCUCGGAAUGUUCCGCACUCCUGCUGUAGGAUUUAGCAGGGUAACGCCGCCUGGAGGAGUUGCGUCGAUGUAGCGGGCGCGACGCUCUCAAGCCUCGUUGAGACUAAACAGCGCCUCUGCUGGUCGCAGACAAGUACUGCACCCUAUCUCGACAACAUUCUGAAAUGCCCGGGGGUGCCCAAACCGGAAAAAUGGAGGGACGCGGUGGCUAUUUCUAUGGUAUUUGUCAGUUUUUGUUUACGAAAAUAUUGCGUAGCUACGUUAAACAUGAAAAAGAUGAGACAGAGCAAAUGAUUUUUUUGUUCAGAAUUUGCAAGAUUUUGGGCACCCCUGGAUUAGUCUUGAUUAAUCACGCUGCCCAUCCUUUGGUGUGGAGGUCAGGAAUAGCAGAAGUCCAAAUAUGUGCUAAGUAAUUUAUUGUCUCUUCAUCCCAUUUCUGCUACUAAAGAUUGUAGAUGGCGUCGGACCACUAGCGUCUUUUUUUUUGUUUUUUGUUCCGAUGACAAUUUGUCGUCGCGUUUGAGCGCGAUAACUUCACAUCUGCCGCCAGUGAAGUCGCACAAUUGCACACGUUAGCGUGACCGGAUGGGCGACGAGGACCCGUUCGAUUCCCGACCCCCGCGGCCCCCGCUCCCUUUUUGACUCACUACUCUGCUCAAAACUGUAAAACGCAUUAUUUGUGAUCUCAGGAUCUAUUGCCUGGAGCGGCGGGCGUAAUUUCAAGGAACCAAUCAGAUCUCAGCAGGUUAAUUAGCGGUCGAUUUAAUUUGAGUAAGCCUGAUUCCUGCAGCACUUAACUAAAUAGUCAAGCACGCACUUUAGUACAUUCAGGUUCUAAGUGUGCAACAAGGAGCAGAUAAGGUAUGUACUUAUGUUUACAUGCACGUGUGUUGCUGCUGAAUUUACAGGAAGGUCGGCCAGCGUUGGCGUGGUCGCCACCAGUUUUAGCAAAAGGCCUCUCCGACCACUCGGGGGCGCCGUUCACUGCCCACUGGCUUUUCGUCGUCUUUAUUUUAAUUUUAUUUUUUUUCCUUUCUUGUGUGUUUGUGUGUGUGUUUUGCAGCCCGAAUCGACACACACCUCAGGCAGGCUCCUUAGAAACACUCCACACACACUCUCUCAGCCAUUUGUAGGUGCUCGUCUGUUCUGGCAGGGAUGAUUUUUUUUUGUUUUCUUUUUUUUUUUCUUCCUCUAAUGAUGUCCAAAUGUGACCAGUAAAUGGAGCCAUUGCCUCCC
Molecule: messenger RNA, 6224 nt
Organism: Entelurus aequoreus (snake pipefish)
Lineage: Eukaryota; Metazoa; Chordata; Actinopteri; Syngnathiformes; Syngnathidae
Gene: ankrd52a
Product: ankyrin repeat domain 52a
Exons: 28
Coding region: 147-3377 (1076 amino acids)
Biological process (GO): protein localization to ciliary inversin compartment
Cellular component (GO): ciliary inversin compartment
Molecular function (GO): protein binding
Source: RefSeq, a predicted model, not a curated record